AACGCAAGAAAUUAAUUGAAGCAUGGAGAGAAAGAACAAGGACCUCUGGUCCUUUGGCCGGGAUGACGACGACAGCGAUAAAUCGUCCGAAGACGAGACUCCUUUCUCGACCAGGUCCUCGAGCAGCUCCAGCGAGAGCAGCAGCGAUAGUUCCGACGAGAUGGCCCAGUCCAGCGAAAUGGAGAACAUCCCCAUCCAAGAAGGCAGUUAUGAUAUAAUAUCCAAGAGCCACCUGCUGCAGUUUGUGCAGAAAAUCGACGGUAGUUGCUCGCUGGACGAUCAGGGCAGCGAUAUGUUGGCCAAAAUUGCCGACUCAUUCGCCGAUGAUGUCUCCAUGCGCAUGGUCAAGUUGGCACAGUUCCGAAAAAGCCGGGUGGGCCUGUUGGAUUUGAAGUUCAUCCUCAAACGCGAAUACAACAUGGAGUUCCCCAACGAAUAAAUGAGAAAUAAAUCAUGUACUAUCUUUAAUUUUAAGUUGGAGAA
Drosophila suzukii is the source of this 483-nucleotide messenger RNA. RefSeq names its product TBP-associated factor 30kD subunit alpha-2 (gene Taf12L). The record is from RefSeq and is a predicted model, not a curated record. Gene Ontology annotation, molecular function: protein heterodimerization activity. Gene Ontology annotation, cellular component: transcription factor TFIID complex. NCBI's taxonomy places the organism in Eukaryota, Metazoa, Arthropoda, Insecta, Diptera, Drosophilidae. Gene Ontology annotation, biological process: DNA-templated transcription initiation.